AAGCGCUUCCUGAGUUAGGGGGUCGGUGAAAGAUGGCGGCCACCGAAGGUGCUUGGUGUUUGUGCAAGUUAUUGAGGUUUUUUUAUUCACUAUUCUUCCCUGGGCUAAUUGUAACUGGAAGUUUAUGUGUAUGUUUGAUCAUUUUCCUUUGGGGAAUCAGACUGCUACUACAGAGAAAGAAAAAGUCAGUGACAACUAACAAAAAUGAGAAAAAUAAGAUGGUGAUUGCAUUUUUCCAUCCAUACUGCAAUGCUGGUGGAGGCGGAGAGAGAGUGUUAUGGUGUGCCUUAAGGGCCCUCCAGAAAAAGUAUCCUGAAGCAGUUUAUGUUGUUUAUACUGGGGAUGUUAAUGUCAGUGGUGACCAGAUACUAGAAGGUGCUUUCAGAAGAUUUAACAUCAGAUUAAUUCACCCAGUGAAGUUUGUUUUCUUAAGGAAGCGCUACCUUGUAGAAGAUUCACUGUAUCCUCACUUCACAUUACUGGGCCAAAGUCUAGGAUCCGUGUUUCUUGGCUGGGAAGCUCUGAUGCAGUGUGUUCCUGAUGUUUACAUCGAUUCCAUGGGAUAUGCCUUCACGCUUCCUCUGUUUAAGUAUGUAGGGGGAUGCCGGGUUGGAAGCUAUGUUCAUUACCCCACUAUCAGCACUGACAUGCUCUCUGUAGUGAAGAAUCAAAACGUUGGAUUUAAUAAUGCGGCCUUCAUCACCAGGAAUCCAUUUCUCAGCAAGAUGAAGCUCAUCUACUACUAUUUGUUUGCUUUCAUGUAUGGUGUCGUUGGGUCUUGCAGUGAUGUAGUCAUGGUCAAUUCUUCCUGGACACUAAACCAUAUUCUCUCCCUGUGGAAGGUUGGGAGUCGCACCAGCAUUGUUUAUCCACCUUGUGAUGUGCAGACUUUUCUGGACAUUUCCUUAUAUGAGAAAAAGACAACCCCAGGACACCUGCUGGUUUCUAUUGGCCAAUUCAGGCCUGAAAAGAACCAUCCUUUGCAGAUCAGAGCCUUUGCUAAAUUGCUAAAUAAGAAGGUGACAGAGUCACUUCCUUCAAUGAAACUUGUCCUCAUUGGGGGUUGUCGUAACAAAGAUGAUGAACUUCGAGUAAAUCAACUGAGAAAGCUUUCUGAGGACCUAGGAGUUCAGGAUGCUGUAGAAUUUAAAAUAAACAUUCCAUUUGAAGAAUUAAAGAAGUACUUGUCUGAAGCAACAAUUGGUCUUCACACUAUGUGGAAUGAGCAUUUUGGGAUUGGAGUUGUGGAGUGCAUGGCAGCUGGCACAAUUAUCCUUGCACAUAAUUCAGGGGGCCCAAAGCUUGACAUUGUAGUUCCCCAAGAAGGAGCUGUAACUGGAUUUCUGGCUGAGAGUGAAGACACCUACGCAGAGACAAUGGCUCAGAUUCUUACCAUGUCUGCAGAAACGAGACUCCAGAUCAGAAAAAAUGCUCGUGCAUCUGUACACAGAUUCUCCGACCAAGAAUUUGAAGUGACGUUCCUAUUGUCUGUAGAGAAGUUAUUUAAAUAAUGCCACAUCUGCACAAACUAAAGCUAUUUCAUAUAAAGUGGUUAAACAUCUUCAUGUGUAUAUA
Messenger RNA from Orycteropus afer afer, 1575 nucleotides. RefSeq names its product ALG11 alpha-1,2-mannosyltransferase (gene ALG11). Gene Ontology annotation, biological process: protein N-linked glycosylation. Gene Ontology annotation, cellular component: endoplasmic reticulum membrane. Gene Ontology annotation, molecular function: GDP-Man:Man(3)GlcNAc(2)-PP-Dol alpha-1,2-mannosyltransferase activity. The record is from RefSeq and is a predicted model, not a curated record. NCBI's taxonomy places the organism in Eukaryota, Metazoa, Chordata, Mammalia, Tubulidentata, Orycteropodidae.